Molecule: messenger RNA, 1462 nt
Organism: Cucumis melo (muskmelon)
Lineage: Eukaryota; Viridiplantae; Streptophyta; Magnoliopsida; Cucurbitales; Cucurbitaceae
Product: CASP-like protein 4A1
Exons: 3
Coding region: 216-1190 (324 amino acids)
Source: RefSeq, a predicted model, not a curated record
AUUUACAAAUUUAGUUUUACUUUUAUUUUUAUUUUUAAAUCAAGAUGUUAAACCUUGGUGUUACGUAAAUAUUUUUCUAAAAUUAAGGCAAUAUGUAAAAAAAAAAUCUUUAGAAAAGAAAAAAGCAUAUAACUUCCAAGGAGAAAAUUGGAAGAGAUUGGUGUAAAAGUAUUCUUCUUUCUUCUUCUUCUAGUAGGAGAGUCCACUCAGCUUCCAUGGCAGCAUCAGCAUCGAACUCUGAAGCAGAAAUGAAAAGGGAAGAACUACCAAAAUCCAUGGAAGAACCACAAGAACAAGUACAUGAACAACCUCACCAUAACCAAUCAGAUGAAGGCGAAAACGACAACGAAUCCCAUCUCCAUCUCUCUGCCUGCUCUUCACCUCCUCAUUCCCUCUCCACCAGCAAAGAUCCCUCGCCGCCUCUCCACUCUCCCUCCAUCUCCUCCGAUUUCUCCGAUCACACUUGUCACUCUCGUGGAAACUCCUCCAUUGACGACGUUCAGGACUUACCUCCCUCCGCUAAUCCUCCAUCUCCCAGACCUGUAGCAGCCAACCGCGCGCAGCCAUCUGAGCCGAUUGUUGUGACGAAGGUGGAUACUGAAAUACAGGGGGUGCGGAAGGUGGAAGAGGUUAGCGAUAGUGAUGGCGAUGUAGAGAGUGCCGAUGGCGGUAAGGUUGGGCGAGGACGGAAGUUGAUGGAGAGUUUAUCGAUUAAGAAAAUUAAGGAGGAGGAAUUGAGGAAGAAGAUCUUGUUAGGGUUUAGAAUUUGUGGAUUUGCCUUCUGUUUGGUCUCGGUUUCGGUUAUGGCUUCUGAUAAGGAUCAGGGCUGGGCUUUGGAUUCAUUCUAUCGCUAUAAGGAAUUCCGGUACUGUAUGGCAGUGAAUGUUAUUGGAUUUGUUUACUCUGCACUUCAAUCCUAUGAUCUUGUCUAUUUUCUCUCUACUGGAAAACACAUGAUGCGUAAUCACUUCAAGCAAUACUUCGAUUUCUUCAUUGAUCAGAUAAUAGCAUAUCUUCUUCUAUCAGCUUCGUCUUCGGCUGCCACCCGAAUCGAUGAUUGGCAAUCCAAUUGGGGAAGGGACAAGUUUCCUGACAUGGCUACCGGGUCGUUGGCAUUGUCCAUUGUUGCAUUUGUUGCUUUUGCCUUGAGUUGUAUAAUCUCUGGUUAUACCCUAUGUAAAUCUGCUUAGGUAACCUUUGCUGGACUUGCUUGUUGGCGAACUUGAUUCAAUGAUGAUGAUAGCAACAAACAAACACAAUGGUGAUGAGGAUAUGCAAGAAGAUUUGUUUCAACAUUGUGCUGUGAAUUAGGCAUGCUUUCACUUGGAAAAUAUAUUUGGGAGUUUACUUAAUUCUUUGUAAAUAGGAUGAAGAACACUUGUUGUGCACUUUACAUGCACUUUGAAUCAUUACAAGUUGAAGGGAAAGAGUGAAUAGGGAAAAGUUAGAGGAAGUUAUUCAA